UAUUUUCUGAGAAUUUGUAUGUAUGCCUAGCUGUUUAUCAUGUUGCCACCCAAUUUGACUGUACCAUAAAGGACCCUUUUCGCAAAUUCGCACUUUGGAAAUGCCGUUCUCUGAUUGGUCGAUGCCCUAAGUACACUGGCCAUUGUCCAGUCCCAUAAAUAGAAAAAAUAUUAUCAUUCUCCUAUCAGUGCGAUAUUUACCAUCGACUGUCGUCAACAGUGUUACAGUGACCUACAGUUUUUAGUACUUGUACAGUGAACAACCUUGUGGAUUUUUUUUGCGGUUAAGACUGGGUUUAUUUGGAUACUUUGAGAAAAUGAUGGAAACACACUACCUCCCUACAUAUCUGCCAAUAAAACAAGAGCUCCCUGACACGGACCCUGUUGUCCUCGACUUGUGCGUAAGGAAAGAACCCCCUGUCACCCCAAUUUACCCCCAUGAUUACAGAAGUAGAUCACCGCCAACUUAUGCUGAUACUUGUACCAGCCCAAACUCGGUUUCUGGAACCUCGGAGGCUUCAGAUUUGUCCAGUUCGGAGAGCAAGGAUGUCAACGCUAACGUGUCCAGUUCUGGCAUCAAGUGUAGCAGACCCUUCAAGGCAUUCCCCAAGGACCUAUCGCCCAUCACGCUGUUAAGCACAUUUCCCACCAGCAUUCUGGGUAAGGACUCUGCAGAAGCGUACGCAGAAUUCCGCCAGAAGAUGCUCAGUCAAGUCCAAUCCCCUCACAAUGGUACAAACAAAAACAUGAGGAGGAGUCAAUUGACCAAUUCCCAUGUCAGCGACCCCACGUACUGGGAGAAGAGGAGGAAAAACAACGAAGCUGCAAAGCGGUCCAGGGAUGCCAGGAGAGCGAAAGAGGAUGAAAUUGCUAUACGGUGUGCGUUUUUAGAACAGGAAAAUAUGCAACUUAAGUUAAGGUUAGCAUCUCUAGAAGCGGAAAUGGAAAGGUUUCAGAGGCAGUUUUAUCAUUAGGCUUUUUAAAAGACAGUGCACUGGUGCACACUUUGUUAGGGAGACGUUGAUUUCGACAGGUUGAUAGGUAAAUAUUGAAGUUAACGACUUUAGGGACUAAAAAUGGGAGGUUGCCUUUAGAGUUUUCCAAGGUUUCGUGCGCUGUUAAGUACAAUGUCUCAUAACAUAUUAUCUACCCCGAUAGCUAGACCAGAUGAAAUCAUUUGUCCACCAGUGAGUAUAAAUCAGAUUUUCGCAACAGUAAUUUUUUUAAAAUACAUAUUUUGAAAAAAGAUCUUUAAAAAACUUCACAGCUUUCAGCCGGAAAAAUAAAAUUCCAAAAAAUGCAGUAAUGUACAAAUUUCGAACACUUCUUUGUCAGACUUUGAUAGAGAUUUUUGUAAUGUUUCUCACAAUCAGUUGAUGAUUAUACACCCUUGAAGGCAAGAAUGGUGAUUACGUUAGAAUACUUCGAUUAAGUUUUACGCAAACUCUUACGUCAAUAAAGUCUGUUUGUCAUCCUGUGGUUGAAAGAGUUUUUCUUCUCUCUCUAAAAGUCGAACCAUUUUUCGGCUAUAAGAAAGAACCUAAUUGUUAUUAGAACUAACUUUUAUUGAUUAUCAUACGUACAAAAUGACGUUAUUUCUGCAUAUCUGGGGUUUAUUUUUAAUUCUAAUCCAUCGAUGUUUUUUCUGAAAUUAUAAAAAAAACUGUCUCCUUUUUUCGCGAGCGACAUCUCGGUCCUUGUUUUGGACCAGCCAUGAAGCAGAUCCCGAAAAAAAAAACUUCACGGAAGCAUUUGUCAACAUUUUUGCUUACUCAAACGGGCUAAGUUGCUUACUUGGUACACGGUUGCUUACUUGGUAAUUUGUCGUCGAAAUGGAAUUAAACGUAUUGGCGGAACCAAUCAUUUUUCCAGACAAACUUUGAUUCAUGCUGAAUUUGAGUCAUGGAUUUAUUGGGGUAGAUAAAAUGUUAUGGAAUCCGCACCGGUAUUACGUAGCUUAAAAGUGACAUUCUAUCAAUUUUUAAUAGUAAUGGUCUCGAUCAUCACAACAAAGCGCUACAGUAAUGACUUUAUUUUACCAUCAAAUUUUUAUUUUCACGUAAGUUAUAUUUUCGUUCUUUCUUUCCAUUUUCCUCUGAUUGUUCAUCAAUUUAGAAAUUUUCUGUCAUAAUUUUCUAUAUUAGUCUUACUUUAACAAGGCCUCUACACCGUUUUCAAACUGGAAGAACACCUCAAGCAACUCUAUCUUCGAAUCUCGGAGAUAUAUAUAUAUAUACAGAGUGUUAAUAAAGUAUGUAGGCAAACUUUAACCGUCGAAUCCUUGGUCAAUUUGAAGACUAAAUAUUCAUAUGAACAAGGGUCCGUAACGGCUUUCUUUUCGAGCUACAGCACUAUCACUAAAGAAAUACGAGUAAUGUUCCAACUAUUUCUAUGAAUAUUGAAACGUAUUUAUUGGACAAAUGGUAUAACCUAUGAUAGAUUGUGCAUAUUUCACUAGUUGCUGAGGCUCAAUAUAAACGUGGAUAAAAAUAGUAUUAACCUGUAUCUUUGGAAAAAAAAUUAUUUAUUUAUUUGAACAGUAACAUUCGAAUAGGACGACAACAAUAGAAAAUAUCGAAUAGUUUUUUUGACAAUAAAUUUUCAAAGAUUUAUUUGAGGAAAUAAAUUAAUUCUGUUGUUUUUGGGUACGUCAUAGGUGUCUAGAUAAGCACAAUGCUUAAAUAUUGAAAGCGUUGCUAUCAAAACAAAUCAGUCAUGCUAUUUUUCGAAAAAUACUGGAUAACAUUAUCCAUAUGUAACAACUGUAAAUCAUGUGAUAUUCACCACAGGGCAUACUUAAUUAAAAUAAAAUACCUACGUUCCACUCUGUUGUAAUUUGUCAGAAGAAUAUCAUCAUUUCUUUUAGUGCUAAUAUGCUCGAACUUGAAAAUAAAGCCGUUGCGGACCCGUGUUCAUAUGGAAAUUGAGCAAGGAUUCGAUAGUUAAAAUUUGCCUAAAUACUUUAUUAACACCCUAUUGGAGUGGCGCCUGCCAUAUCCAGGAAGUUAACGUGGUCAAAACGCGUUUCCACCAUAAACACCUGCAUAGGCAGCGGUGGCCGCAGUGGUAGACUGAGACUCUUUGGUCUCCUGAUCAGAAGCCGUGCGCUGCGCGAGUUCGAAUCCUGUCCCAAGAGAAAUUUUUCUCUUGGCUAUGGAUGUUGUGAUGUGCGUAGGUGGUAGACGGUCUCUGACUGUCGAACGCGGAGGUACCACCCGGCCAGAAUGUGUUCAUGUUGCAUGCAGACGUGUUCCCUCGCCGAAUCCGUGUGGCGUCCCCCCUUUCCCUUAUAGCCCCACGGUACCCCAAGGGUGUUUAGGCCUUAGGCCUUCGUGGAGUAUAAAAAAAAUCCACUCAGGCAGGUGUGGUCAUCAGAGUGUCUGCUAAGAACAAAGUCGCUGCGACAAAUAUGAUUGUGGUCCCAUUAACAACUCGACACUCAGUUCCACGUAUAUACCUUCCAAGAUAUCAGAGAGGGCGUGGACUGGUGAGUUUGGAGCGUCUGCUGGCGAUAUCACCUGUGAUAUGCAUUGUGCAUGAGCAGCAAAUUACUGGUAAAGGAGCUCAUCUUUUUAGAGCACCUAAAGGAGCAGCCGAGCAACUCAGUCUCGUACUUGACUUCCAGCUGGAAUGCGUGCAGUCCAGUAUAGAGCUGGCUCCUUCUCAACUGAAGAUCCUCUUAAAAUUCGCUGAAGCAAAUUAAGGCUUCAUAGAGACAAGCCUAUGCAUGGAAUCUUCUAUAGGUACGUAGAGUAGCAUGGUUUGUCUAAGCAGUUGACCUCCUCAUUUCUAAGGUCUAGUGGGUUAAGGUCUGAGGCUGAGGGUGCUGUACCACCAUUUGAGGCACUCCUGCAGUAGAUGAAGUACUUGUGCUGCCCAAUGCUCCAGGGGAUUUUAUGUCCGAUGUGGAGAACGGCAGAUAGCGGAAUCACUCCUUCCACAUGGCCGAGCUGGUGCAGGCAGAUAAGUCAUCUUCGAUCACGAUCAAAAUUUUCGUCACCAUUUGAAGUAAACAUCGUUUCGAAGGAGGAGGAAAAACAGGCCAAGUGUUAGGAGCCUCUCAAUCGGCUUUGACCAGACCGCAACCUGCUAGUCUGCUAGUUAUGGUUAUUGGAUCCUUGGGUGGGAUGCUUUCUGCAAUAAAAUUGAUAUGUCGAGCAUCAGCAAGCAUCUUAGCUCGAAGAAAGCAGAAAGCGGUCAUCCUCGGUUCCCUCCAUCUACUUAGAGCACACGAUUUGCGAACCAACUAGUUGCUUAUCUCACGUUGUGAGUAGUGGCUAGUUGGCAAUGAACGACAGCUUGGUGUGUCGGAGUCCAGGUCGCCUAUUUUUCUUCUCUCAUAAUAAAGCAAGCACCAAACAUUGAAGUCCAUGAAAUAAUAUUUGAUAUAUCACUUAUACCCUAUUUUACGAGUAUUCAUCACGCUUUGAUGUCUAUUGAGGUGAACAGCUGAUCAGCAAGCUAUAAUCAAUCGGGUGUAAAUCUAGCACACAUUUGUCUGACGCGUUUCGAACUCUUUUCUAAAUAAAAGAGAUUUUAGCAAGUACAAAAUGAAUCUGUAGCAUGUAAAAAAAACAAAACAGAAUAUUGCUCUGUCUACAUGGCAUCGACGGUAUCAUGUAAAAAAACCAUAAAACGUCAAAAAAACCUGUAAGAUGUUAUCUUGCAAACUAGGUAGUUCCAUGUUUGCUCACUUCCUAGUGAGCGUCCAUCUAAGGAGGAAUCGCUCGACUAAACUACACGCAUUAUUGGUUGCAUAUGUUUUGUGAGGCCAAAUGGUCCUUGUCUGUCUCAGAACCAAAGAUUGAUAACAAGCCUCAUGACGUUUAGGCAACACGUACAACUAAGUGCUAAGCUAACAUCUUGUAGAAAAACCUACAUAAUGUCAAACAAAAACAGCAUAAUCGGCAUAAUGUCACUUUUCAAGAUACGUGAUACACGGGCAGAAUGUGAUGGGAAAAUGGCGACCGCUCCAUUAGCGCUCAGACUGAUCAUGAGCGUUCAGCAGAAAAUAUUGCUACAGUAGCUCUAAGUUAUGGUGAUCGGAACCAAUGACGUUGUAUUGAUUUUGUACGUAAUACUCCUGUUGGACCUAUAUAAGGUCUCAAUUUAAUUAGUGCAUUUGGUCUCUAUACAGGAAAUUUAUUUCUAUGUAUUUCUAUCGAUGUUUAAGCUCACAACCUUUGAAAAGUAAAUUGUCAGGUAAAUAUUCUCGUUCAUGGGAAUGGAGCGCUGGGUAGGCAGAUGCAUCAAAUGCUGGUUAUCACUCCAUCAGCAGCCAUUCUAGUCACGCUACAUUCUGAUAAACGUGAAUAUGGCGAUCAUUUAUUACCUGGCAAUAAUUUUUGAUAAUUGCUUCAACAAUCUACCUCUGCACCACUGUAAGGUGUCAAAAAUGUGUGUUUGUGAUUCAUAUCUUGUCAUUAGCGUGUAAGUUCUCUAUUAGCUCGUGUAAGGUUUGUACAUAUAUGUAAAUAUUGUGUAAAUAAAAGUGAAUGGUUGUAAGAUCAGUAAAAUGAUCUACAUUUUAGAUUGAGUGUAAUAAGGAUCCACCAAGAUUGUGUUCAUUUUGUCUAGAUGUAUCCUGUUUUGUGUGACUAUUUAAGACGUAUUCUAAAUAAUUUUAUCUUAGGAUAUACAUAAUGUAUAUUAACUUUAUGGAGGGAAAUAGACUGA
This is a messenger RNA of Acanthoscelides obtectus, 5675 nucleotides long. The record is from the annotation of a GenBank genome assembly. Lineage: Eukaryota; Metazoa; Arthropoda; Insecta; Coleoptera; Chrysomelidae.